GUUCAGGAGUUUCUGGCUGCUCUUCACGUCCAUCUGACCUUCAUCAACUCUGGAGUCAACCUGAUGGAAGAACAACAAAUAACAGCUUCUCUGUGGUCAAAAAUGUUUAAAAAUACAAAUCUUAUUUUUCUCCAUCAGACUGCAGUGGACAAAGCUUUAAAGAGUCCAAAAGGACACCUAGACUUGUUCCUCCGGUUCCUCCUGGGUCUUUCACUUCAGACCAAUCAGACUCUCCUACAAGGUCUGCUGACACAGACAGGAAGUAGUUCACAGACCAAUCAGAAAACAGCUCAGUACAUCAAGGAUCUGAUCAGAUGGAAUCAGUCUGCAGAGAAAAGCAUCAAUCUGUUCCACUGUCUGAAUGAACUGAAUGAUGGUUCUCUAGUGGAGGAGAUCCAACAGUCUCUGAGGUCAGGAAGUCUCUCCACAGAUAAACUGUCUCCUGCUCAGUGGUCAGCUCUGGUCUUCAUCUUACUGUCAUCAGAAAAAGAUCUGGAUGUGUUUGAUCUGAAGAAAUAUUCAGCUUCAGAGAAGGUUCUUCUGAGGCUGCUGCCAGUGAUCAAAGCCUCCAACAAAGCUCUACUGAGUGACUGUACCCUCUACAAUGAAACAUGUGGAGCUCUGUCCUCAGUUCUCAGAUCCCAGUCCUCUAGUCUGAGAGAAAUGGACCUGAGAAUCCAUGAUUCAGGAGUGAAGCCUCUGUAUGAUGGACUGCAGAGUCCAAACUAUAAACUGGAAACUCUCAGGUAUGUGACCUCUCAGAGGAACAUGUUGAAGUUCUGUCCUCAGUUCUCAGCUCUCAGUCCUUCAGUCUGAGACAUCUGGACCUGAGUAACAACAACCUGACAGACUCAGGGAUCCAGCUGUUGUCUGUUGGACUGAGGAGUCCACACUGUCACCUGGAGACUCUCAG
This is a messenger RNA of Austrofundulus limnaeus, 913 nucleotides long. Its product is annotated as protein NLRC3. Gene Ontology annotation, molecular function: protein binding. The record is from RefSeq and is a predicted model, not a curated record. NCBI's taxonomy places the organism in Eukaryota, Metazoa, Chordata, Actinopteri, Cyprinodontiformes, Rivulidae.